This is a messenger RNA of Melitaea cinxia (Glanville fritillary), 1851 nucleotides long. RefSeq names its product glutamate receptor ionotropic, NMDA 3A-like. The record is from RefSeq and is a predicted model, not a curated record. Lineage: Eukaryota; Metazoa; Arthropoda; Insecta; Lepidoptera; Nymphalidae. The transcript has a single exon. Bases 1 to 1851 code for a protein of 616 amino acids.
AUGGAUUUCAUUUAUAUCAUUAUUGUCACAGUGCUAUCAAAAAUAAAUAAUAUCGACGCUAAGCUAAAUAUAAAAAGUUAUGAAAACUUAAAGCACUGUAAAGCAAUUAAAAGCGCUGUACUUAUCGCUAAUACCAAUUUCGAAUACAGAACAGCGACUAUGGUAAUAUCACAUGAUGUAGAAGAAACGAUAGUCAAUCAAUUUAUAAUGUCUUACCGAGGCACUGUUGUCUUAGAGAUACAUGAUAAAAUGCUGCCGAAGCAAAUAGUUAUUAUCAUCGAGUCAUAUUUUUCACUUGUAAGUAUUCUCGGAAAAUUAAAACCAGAUCUAAAAGGAAAGACUAUACUUCAAAGCGAUGCUUAUUUUAUAAUAGUCGUUCUCUCUUAUCCGCAUCGACUUCAACGUAUAUAUGGACUUCUUUGGAAUUACUACGCGACUAACGGUGUAACGAUUGUCACUAACAAAGAUAAAAAAGUAGUAUUGUAUACUUACAAUCCAUACCAAAAUCAUUUAAACUGCCAAAAUUUAGAACCUACUCUCCUUGGAUUCUGGGAUGACAAUGAAACAAUUACAAAUGAAUUAUUUCGGGACAAAAUGGUGGAUAUGAAAGGUUGUCCUCUUUAUAUGUCGACGAAUAAAUUAUAUCAUCCAGUAACAGAGCAGAAGAUACCUUUAGAAAUAAUAAAAAGAGCAAUUAUUAGAUAUCUUAGGGACAUUAUGAAUUUCACACCAAUUAUUUCAAGUAGAGACUAUCUAAGCAUCGACUCGGAUGGAGCUAAGAAUUGGUCAGAUACACUAGACGACAUUUUAACAGGUACCUCUAAUAUUUCGACUUGUAAUAUAUCACCAGGAAUGGACAGAAUCGGUGUAUUAGACUACUCGAUACCCUAUUUCAGAAUAAGUUUAGCGUGGGUGGCACCACCUGUGACUCCAGGGCCGAUUUGGUGGCGUCUACUGUCGCCUCUGAAUGGAUAUUUAUGGUUUAUACUUUUGCUUGUCGUCUUAAUUGUGAAAUCCAUACCUUUCACUAUGUACAUCAAAGCGGUUAAGAAAUUUUGCUCUAGCAAUUUUAAGCACUCAGACAAAUUGCACGGUGUUGCAAUAAGGAUUUGGGCAGUUAUGAUGGGUCAACCUAUUAGGGUUGAACCGAAGCGUUUUAGAGAUUUUUAUAUCCUAAGUCUUUGGAUAUGGUUCACAUUUGUCGUCAGAAGUGCCUAUCAAAGCGUGUUAAUUGGAGCACUCAAAACAGAUGUUAUUGUUGGUAAUUUCGUUGAUUUAAAGGAUGCUAUCGAUAACGGCUAUUCCUUCGGAGGCAGAGCAGGUGUCUUAGUUCAUUUUGAACAUGAUCUAUUUAUACGUGAAAAUUUCGAAAUAAUCCCUGAGAAUGAUUUCGAAAAAACAUUUCAGGAAGUUCUGGAAGGCAAGAGAAGGUUUGUUAUAGCCCUAUCACUCGAUUACGUGAAAGCCUACUGUAUGUCACAAGGGAUAAAUGAAAAUGAAUGUGGCUACAUCCUUCCUGAUUCCAUAAUGAAAAUUCCUUUAGUGAUAUGGAUGAGAAAGAAUUCACCUUUUAUGAGACCUUUGUCUCUGUGGCUUAUACGUCUCUUGGAAAGUGGAUUAUUAGAAAAAGAUACGGUGAAGAUGUCUAGCAUAAAUACAAUAAAAUCUACGGAACCAAGUGCCUUAAAUAGUAAACAGAUUUUUAGUUGCAUCCUGUGUCUUCUUAUUGGUUAUUUGCUGUCAACAAUUGUAUUUAUAAUUGAAAUAAUUAACCCUAAAAGUGAAGUAGCAAAAAUUCUAAGGAAGUCAAAGGAAAUGUUUAAGAAUAAGAAUCCAAUGCUUUUAAAAUAA